AUGUCAAAAGCAGAAGCUGUCUUGUUCCUGCUCUGGUGGCUGUUUGGCGGGCCGUGCACGGAUGAUGCAAAUGGAGUGAACUACAGAGGGGAUUUAUCUGUAACAUUGAGCGGUAAAACAUGCCUACCUUGGACAUUUCAUGAAAAAAGGGCGACACCCACCAAUUAUCCAGAUAGAGGUCUUGGAGACCACAACCACUGCAGAAACCCGGACGAUUCCUUCACUGCAUGGUGUUACGUUAGCGAAACCGAUGGCCAAUGGGAAUAUUGUGCCAUUGGUGAUUUCAGUCCCAGUUGCAACACAGAUCCCGGAUGCUACAAAUACACCAGUGGUAAGGAUUACCGUGGAAACGUCUCCAUAACAAGGAACGGACGCGAAUGCCAGGCCUGGACUUCCCAGAAACUGUUUCGACACUGGUCCACUCCUGAGAAAUACCCAAACGCUGGCCUGGGGGACCACAACUAUUGCCGUAAUCCUGGAAAUGAACAUUUCGCGUGGUGCUUCACUGCCGAUGUUACUACUCGCUGGGAGUUUUGUAACAUCGGGUUGCCAUCGUUUGAUGAGGAAUGUUGA
This is a messenger RNA of Lytechinus variegatus (green sea urchin), 573 nucleotides long. RefSeq names its product plasminogen-like. Gene Ontology annotation, molecular function: endopeptidase activity; signaling receptor binding. The record is from RefSeq and is a predicted model, not a curated record. The transcript has 3 exons. Bases 1 to 573 code for a protein of 190 amino acids. NCBI's taxonomy places the organism in Eukaryota, Metazoa, Echinodermata, Echinoidea, Temnopleuroida, Toxopneustidae.